CACAUUCUCCCAGACUCCUGAGCCCUGGGUCCAGCCAUGGGCCCCUCCAGCAUCUUCCUGUGCAUCCUGUUCCUCUGUGGGGCACUGGGUCUCACCACGCCCCCGCCCCCUGCCCGAGGUCGGCUCCGCUGUUACACCUGCAGCUUUGCCAAACCCUGCUACCCGGUUCCCACCGAGUGUCAGGAGGACGAAGCUUGUGGCAUCAGUAUUGGCACCUCAGAGCAGAAUGAGAUCAUCGAGCGGAAGGGCUGCCUCCCACGGGCCCAGUGCCCUCUGCAGGGCCAUGCUACCUACUGGUCGCGCUCCUACGCUCUGCGGCACCACUGCUGUGAGCAGGACCUGUGCAACACAGCCACCACGCUGCGGCAGCUCCCCAGCCCCCUACUCGCCACCCUGCUCCUCCUUGCAGCCAGCUUCACCUGGGGAGGCCCCCUCCUCCGCUGGCUUCAAGCCAAUCUGCAGCCUUCAACCCAGGACUCUGCCCCCCUCCUCACCGCCCUCAAGACCCCUGCAUCUGAGAUAUGCCCAAGAACCUGAUUCUGUAGAGAACUCCGAUUCCCAGCC
Messenger RNA from Mustela erminea (ermine), 564 nucleotides. Its product is annotated as lymphocyte antigen 6G6e-like. Gene Ontology annotation, molecular function: acetylcholine receptor binding; acetylcholine receptor activator activity; transmembrane receptor protein serine/threonine kinase activity. The record is from RefSeq and is a predicted model, not a curated record. Bases 37 to 537 code for a protein of 166 amino acids. Gene Ontology annotation, biological process: acetylcholine receptor signaling pathway; desensitization of G protein-coupled receptor signaling pathway. NCBI's taxonomy places the organism in Eukaryota, Metazoa, Chordata, Mammalia, Carnivora, Mustelidae. Gene Ontology annotation, cellular component: plasma membrane. The transcript is spliced from 3 exons.